UUCUGCCUCUCCCUCAUGUACUGUGCCGUUUAGAGCUUGUUUCCCCCAACCCUUUUUUUUUUUAAUUUUUUUUUUUUUUUGGUGCUUUAUUGCUGUUAUUAUUAUUCUCUUAAUUUUUCUUCUUCGUGAUGUGCUGUUAGAAACCACUCCGGGACUACUCCAGCAGUAGGAAGACCGAGGAGUGGAGUGGAUGAAUUUACCGAUGAGAGAUCCAGUAAUCCCUGGGACAAGCAUGGCUUAUCAUCCCUUUUUACCGCACCGGGCACCGGACUUUGCCAUGAGCGCCGUGCUGGGACAUCAGCCUCCCUUCUUCCCGGCUCUGGCUUUGCCUCCCAACGGGGCAGCCGCCCUCUCCCUUCCCGGGGCUCUGGCUAAACCCAUCAUGGAUCAGUUAGUGGGGGCUGCAGAGACUGGUAUUCCCUUCUCUUCCCUGGGUCACCAGGCAGCAGCCCAUCUGAGGCCUUUAAAAACUCUGGAGCCAGAAGAGGAGGUAGAAGACGAUCCGAAAGUGCAUCUGGAAGCUAAAGAGCUUUGGGAGCAAUUCCAUAAAAGAGGCACGGAGAUGGUGAUUACCAAAUCGGGAAGGAGAAUGUUUCCUCCAUUUAAAGUGAGAUGCACUGGACUGGAUAAAAAGGCCAAGUACAUUUUAUUGAUGGAUAUUGUGGCGGCUGAUGAUUGUAGGUACAAAUUCCAUAAUUCCCGGUGGAUGGUAGCCGGCAAGGCUGACCCUGAAAUGCCAAAGAGAAUGUACAUCCACCCGGACAGCCCGGCCACCGGCGAACAAUGGAUGUCCAAAGUCGUCACCUUUCACAAGCUGAAGCUCACUAACAACAUCUCUGACAAGCACGGAUUUACCAUUUUAAACUCCAUGCACAAGUACCAGCCCCGGUUCCACAUCGUCCGAGCCAACGAUAUCCUCAAGCUCCCCUACAGCACGUUCAGGACCUACGUUUUCCCGGAGACUGAAUUCAUCGCAGUGACCGCAUACCAGAAUGAUAAGAUCACGCAAUUAAAAAUUGACAACAACCCCUUUGCCAAAGGUUUUCGGGACACCGGGAAUGGAAGGAGGGAAAAGAGGAAGCAGCUGACCCUGCAGUCCAUGCGGGUCUAUGACGAGAGGCAGAAGAAGGAGAAUCCCACCUCGGACGAGUCGUCCAAUGAGCAGACGGCCUUCAAGUGCUUUGCCCAGUCCUCCUGUCCUGCCGUGCCUGCCGUGGGCACCUCCAGCCUCAAAGAUCUCUGCCCCAGCGAGGGAGACAGCGAUGCAGACAGCAAAGACGAUCCCUUGCUAGAAGGAAACGAGUCGGGCAAAAUCAGCACGACCACCGCCGCCACCCCAGCGCCGGCCAGCUCCGCUGCCACCGCGGGGGACGACCCCCGGGACAAGGGCGGCAGCCCCUCCAAAAGCCACUUCUUCCCUGGGGACUCGGCAGGGAGUCGGAGCCGAGAGAGGACUGAGAAAGCCCCUCCGGACUCCCGGCACAGCCCGGCUACCAUCUCCUCCAGCACCCGGGGGGGAAGCCUGAGCGGCGAGGAACUGAAAAGCCCCCUGAGGGAUGGCCCCAAAGUAGAUGAGAACCGACUGCUGGGCAAAGAGCCCUUCACCCCCCUGACGGUCCAAACCGACAGCACGGCCCACCUGAGCCAGGGACACUUGCAGAACCUCGGCUUCCCCCCUGCCCUGGCCGGCCAGCAGUUCUUCAACCCGCUGGGGAACGGGCACCCGCUGCUGCUGCACCCCGGGCAGUUCGCCAUGGGGGGAGCCUUCUCGGGCAUGGCCGCGGGCAUGGGGCCCCUCCUCGCCACCGUCUCCGGGGCGUCCGCCGGGGUCUCGGGACUGGACAACACGGUCAUGGCCACGGCGGCGGCCCAGGGACUCUCGGGAGCAUCGGCGGCCGCGUUGCCUUUCCAUCUGCAGCAGCACGUCCUGGCCUCGCAGGGCCUGGCCAUGUCUCCCUUCGGCAGCCUUUUCCCCUACCCCUACACCUACAUGGCGGCGGCGGCCGCCGCCUCCAGCGCCGCUUCCAGCUCGGUGCACCGGCACCCGUUCCUGAGCGCCGUGCGGCCGCGGCUCCGCUACAGCCCGUACCCGCUGCCCGUGCCCCUGGCGGACGGCAGCGGCCUCCUCAGCACGGCGCUGCCCGGCCUGGCCGCCGGCUCCGGCGAGGGCAAGGCGGGCGGGCUGGGCGGCAGCCCCGGCUCCGUGCCCCUGGACUCCGCCUCGGACCUCACCAGCCGCUCCUCCACGCUCUCGUCGGGCUCCGUGUCGCUGUCCCCCAAGCUGGGCGCGGACAAGGAGGCGGCCACCAGCGAACUGCAGAACAUCCAGCGCCUGGUCAGCGGGCUCGACCCCAAGCAGGACAGAUCGCGCAGCGGCUCCCCGUAACCCCCCGGCCUCCGGGAGCUCAUUUCAAAUCCGUCUCGCAGUGCACUUUGUUUGAACGAAACCACAUCCUCCACCCCGCGAGUGUUUGGUUUUUACCCCUUCUUUAUUUUAUUUUUUUCCCCUCUUUCUGUAUAUUUUUUUAACAUAUAAAAUCCCGCGGUGUUGUGUGCGUGCUUAGCAAAAAAAAAAGGUGGAGUAGGGAAAAAAAGGGUCGGGGAUGGGGGAGCGCUGGGUCGGAGGCUCCUCACAGGGAUUGGAGGCACCGGUGGGGUUUGUGGCAUCCUCCUUUUAUUUUCUUUUUUUACCAGUGUAAAAAAAAAUAAAACCCAAAACCAAAACACACCGGGGGAAAAAAAAGAAAAAAAAGAAAGAAAAAAAUACCUAAAAUAAAAAAUAAAACAACCAAAAAAAAAUGAAACAAACUUUUGAAUAAAAAUUAAGUAAGAGAAGUGAUUUUUUUUCUCUGCGAAAGAAAAGCGUGUAAGUAACUCACGUAUUGGUUCUUCAACAGUUGUUUCCUGGGCGGGUUGUUAACCACAACCCCCUUAGUCGAUAUUAAGGGAAGCUGUGUGUUUAAAAUAUUAUUGUGAUGUCUGAGAGCCAGUCGGUGGCUUUUUUUUGCAUGUUCCAGAGUAGUCUGCUUUUUUUUUUUUUUUUUUGAGGGGGGGGUGGUGGUAUUUUUUAUUUCAGUGGGGUUUUGUUGUUUAUUUUUAAUGCUCGUUUCAAAUCCCAGGGAAAAAUUAUUAUUAAUAAUAAUAAAAACAAAAAUAAGACCUUUGUCCCUCUACCUUAAACAUCCUCCCUUGUAGCAACAAAAAUAAGACGUGUAGUUGGAAAGAAAAAAAAAGUGAAUUUAUUUUAUCUAAAAACCUCUGUAGCUCGACUGUAGAUUUAUCACAGCUUUCCCUCUUUAAUUGUAUAUGCAAUAACAAGGUUUAACAUACUGAGAAGAAGAAAAGAGUGGACACUAUUAUUAAAACAAAGUAUUUAUGUAAUUAUUUGAUAACUCUUGUAAAUACGUGGAAUAUGAAUACUCGAAAUUAAACUUUAAUUUAUUGACAUUGUACAUAUCUCUGUAAAUAUGACUGCAGCGGUCUUCUUUUUUUUCCUUCUGUUUUUAUUUUUAGUCGUUUUCAUUUCAAGUUGGUAAUUCCUUUAAACAUAGAUCCCGACCCAGAGGAGAAAUUCCCCCAUUUGUGAGGGCUCCGUUUUUAAUCAAAGCUCAGCCCAGGAAAACCUCGUCCUGUGGUCAACGAGCCAAAUACAAAAGGCAAAGCAGAAAGAAACCAAAUUAUCCAAAGACCUUAAAAAAAAUCAAAGA
Messenger RNA from Passer montanus (Eurasian tree sparrow), 3707 nucleotides. RefSeq names its product T-box transcription factor 3 (gene TBX3). Gene Ontology annotation, biological process: positive regulation of cell population proliferation; positive regulation of DNA-templated transcription; central nervous system development. NCBI's taxonomy places the organism in Eukaryota, Metazoa, Chordata, Aves, Passeriformes, Passeridae. The record is from RefSeq and is a predicted model, not a curated record. Gene Ontology annotation, cellular component: nucleus. Bases 191 to 2386 code for a protein of 731 amino acids. The transcript is spliced from 7 exons. Gene Ontology annotation, molecular function: RNA polymerase II cis-regulatory region sequence-specific DNA binding; DNA-binding transcription factor activity, RNA polymerase II-specific.